AUGCGUACCGGGCAGGUUUUUGUUAUCUAUCGUUCGACGACCGUUACCACGACGAAGACGAAAAUGCACCGUCGACCAGCAAAAGGUUCAUCUACGACUGGUGAUCAACGUAUAUGUACGAAAGAUAAUUGUUUAACAUGUUGCAAGAAAUUUACGGCAUUCAUGUUCUCUCGUGUCGGUCUGUUUUUCGUUAUGAUCGGUUAUGUCGCGCUCGGCGGAGGAUUGUUUCAAGCUUUGGAAGCUGGUAACGAACAGAUGAUGCGACAAUCGAUGAGUGAAGAAUUGAAUUCGACACUGUAUAAGUUAUGGAAUGUUAUUCUACGAGUUAAUUCAUUUCCUUACCAUGAUAAGAAGGGUAAUUUUACAUUAAAUGCUACGCAAGAAUUAGAAAAGUUCGAAGCUACUGUAAGGCAACAAGUAAGGAAAGGUUUUGAUGGCCGCACCGGACCUGACGCUGCGACCGACUGGAAUUAUUUUGGAGCUAUUCUAUAUGCUGUGACACUUGUCUCGACAAUAGGUACGUUGAAAGGGGAGAAUAUCGACUUAAGACUUGCUGAUUCAUUAGGUUACGGUCAUAUUACAACGAAAACUGUCUAUGGGAAGAUUGCUACCAUACUCUACAGCGCAUUCGGUGUACCAUUAAUGAUGUUAUUUGUGGCAAAUAUUGGCUCAACGAUGGCGAAAAUGUUUACGUUUGUAUUCAGUCGCCUAACGACAAUAUUUUGUUGUCGAUGGCGAAACAAAAAGCGGCGAAAAAGUUUCAGAAUCCGAGUAUCAACAAAUCAAAGCGCAAUUACUCUCGAUGAGAAACCCAUCCUCAAAUCAAAUAUCAAACUACCAACAUUGGAAACCAAACCUACAGUCGACGAUCAGCUAUUAAAGUCUUCUUCUUCGAUAAAUAUCGACUCGCCACCAACUCCUCCGACAAGCGAAACUCGAACUCCACCGUUGGAUCCGAAAUUACUACCAGCAGAUGUUCGUUUGAAUCUGCUAACAGGCGUGCCAACAGAAAUGACGAAAUCGCAUUCAGUGACAUCAUCAACAAAUUCAGUCAGUAAUCGACCAAAAGAUGCACUCAGUCGAAUUAAUGACUUAAUUAAACAAAGUUCCGUCCAUGAUAAUGAUGAUCAAGCAGCUGACAAUGUCAUUCACGAUAACAAACGCUUGUCGUUACCAUCAACCGAUCAGCAAGUCGUAAAUGAAGCUAACUCAAUACAGUUCUAUAUCAACGAAACCGAAAAGUUGACAAAUAAUUUAGAAAAUUCCAUUCAUAGUUCAACAUUGAAUAAAACAGUACCUGAAAAGAUUAAUAUUACUAAUUUAGACGAUAUCGAUGUUCAACAAAUUCCUACUCCCGAUGUUACUUUGCCUUCGCCAGAAACAACAAAUCCUAAUGGAUCGACAAUAGCAGCCGAAAAUGAUAUCCAGAAGUCAGCGGCAAAAAAGAAACUAAAACGUUCCAAAUCUGAAUUGACACAUAAUCGCAAAAUACGUGUUCAAUCGCCAAAUACUUCAGAGACGGCAGUUACCGAUGAUCGCGAGCCAGUUAAAUCCUGUCGUCGACGAUUUUUCUUACGUCGUUUGAAAAAACAAUCAGCACUCGACGACGACAUCCACAAAACAAGUUCAUUAGAACAGAUUUCAAUUGGUAUCUCCAAUAAAUCUGUUAGUAAUCUACCACGAAAGUCUCAAAGUUUCAAUGAAGGUCUACGUUCAUUAUCUCCUCCGCCUGAAUACGAAGAAUCGGCUACGCUUGACAUUACACCUUCGCCGACGGUCACAUGGAAAGCCGACCACGACUUGCAUUCAACAAAACUUCCAUUCGAGUAUCCAACACAUCAACAACUCGACGAAGAAGAAGAAGAGUUUUACGAAGAUGAACAGAUGAGUGUACCAUUACUCGUCACAGUUUUUGUCAUUCCGCUCUAUUUAACUCUCGGCGCUAUUUUAUUCAAUAUUUGGGAAAAAUGGGGUUUUCUGAAUUCAUUCUAUUUUUGUUUUAUCACAUUAACUACAAUCGGUUUCGGAGAUUUCGUGCCAGGCUCAUCGUUAACAGUGUCAGCCGCUAAGGAAAAGCUGAUUUCAGCAGCUCUCUACAUUUUACUUGGUCUCGUACUGAUCGCCAUGUGUUUUAAUUUAAUGAAAGAACAGUUAAGCCAAAAAGUCAAGCAAGUCGCUGGUAAAUGGGGUAUAUCAGAAUUUUAA
Messenger RNA from Adineta ricciae, 2205 nucleotides. NCBI's taxonomy places the organism in Eukaryota, Metazoa, Rotifera, Eurotatoria, Adinetida, Adinetidae. The record is from the annotation of a GenBank genome assembly.